Messenger RNA from Cercocebus atys (sooty mangabey), 2137 nucleotides. RefSeq names its product ferredoxin 1 (gene FDX1). The record is from RefSeq and is a predicted model, not a curated record. NCBI's taxonomy places the organism in Eukaryota, Metazoa, Chordata, Mammalia, Primates, Cercopithecidae. The coding region runs from base 748 to 1101 and encodes 117 amino acids. The transcript has 2 exons.
UUUCUGGUUUUUGUGAAAGUCUUUUAGAAAUCUCAGCUCAUCACAAAGUUUCCUGUUCAGUCUCGUGGGUUUCAUGUACUCAGCAUUUAUUUGCCAGUCAAGGUCUAGGAUGGCUGCUGUCCUCUGCAGCAGCCUCAAGCCUAUUCAUUAUUGUCAUUUACAAUUUUACAGUCAUAAUUAUUUCUCUGUAUAAUAGCAUUCUGAGAUUUUCCAAAAUUUCCCCCUGUCCUUGUUUUACAGUGCGCAGAAUUCACUUUUGCUCUAACUUGACUCUAAGAUGACACAAUUUCCCAGUUUUUUCUUUUUUUAACGGCUGGGGGAUGGGGGGACAGGGAACAGAACACAGUGGUCUAGCUAACCGGUUUCCGCUAGACGUCCAGCUAUCUUUUAAAAUAUUUUGUUUCUGCAUGGCAACUCCAGGCGCUAAGAAACCACCCAGCUUACGACGGAACCUAGAGGAUAGGUAAAGGUCCCCUGCGCUGGCCCCGCCCCGUGGGACUUGGCGGCGUGGACGGGAGAGGCGGGGCGGGGCCGCACUUUGCUCGCCACUGUCUUUAUAGGUCACCCGGAAGGCACGCGGGGCCUCGGCGCGCUGCUCCCAGUGGGGCCUCUCCGCCACUCCAGUCCCGCGCCCUUCGCCACGGCCCUCCGGCGUCUGCGCCGCAGCUGCGGCCCCCGCCUCUUUGGAGUCUCUCGCGGCCGCAGCCCGCGGCCUGCGUCGCUUCCGGCAGUUCCGGACCGCGGGCGAUGGCUGCCGCUGGGGGCGCCCGGCUGCUGCGCGCCGCUUCUGCGGUACUCGGCGGCCCGGCCGGCCGGUGGCUGCACCACGCUGGGUCCCGCGCUGGAGUCAGCGGCCUGCUGAGGAGCCGGGCGCCGGGCGGGAGCGCCGGGGCGAGCCGGCCGCUGAGCGUGUCGGCGCGGGCGCGGAGCAGCUCAGAAGAUAAAAUAACAGUCCACUUUAUAAACCGUGAUGGUGAAACAUUAACAACCAAAGGAAAAGUUGGUGAUUCUCUGCUAGAUGUUGUGGUUGAAAAUAAUCUAGAUAUUGAUGGCUUUGGUGAGUAUGAAACGUUUCUUAAAAUGCAUAAGUGCAACUGUUAGAUUUCAAAUUUUUGUUUUGUUUUGUUUUGUUUUUUUAAGAAGUUUAACCUAUAGCAUGCUAGGUAAAAUAUUAACAUUCGGGAUGUGUUAGUGUUAUAUUCUUGUUUAUAAAUAAUAAUAGAGUGACACCGUUGUUCUGUUCUUCGUAGAUUUAAAUAACUCAUGAUCAGAAAUCUGCUGUGGCCUCAUUACCUUACUGUUUAUGUAUGCGAUGCAAAGCUGAUGGUACGGAGUAGAGUUAAAAGAUACCAGGUUAGAGAGAAUAAAUGUCCUAGCACAGAGGGGUACUUAAAUAUCUUGAAUGUCAGCUCACCUUCCUAGGAAAGGUAACUUAUCCUAGAAAGUGAUUUAUUUAGAAAGUUGUCAUUUUUAGACUUCUUACCAUAUGCCUUAACUACACGUGCAAAGCCUGUGUUCCUGCAGCUGCCCUUUUACACUUCCUGAGGCAUACCCUGUAUAUCACUUGUCAGUUUUGUUCAAGCACUGUGUGUCUAGAUUAGCAGUUCUCAGAGGGUUUCCUUGACCAUUAGCAUGAGUGUCACCUGGGAAAUAGAGAUUCUCAGACACUCCUCCCCCACCCGCCACCCCUGCCCCUGCCCCAGACUUACUGAGUCACAAAGUCUGGGAUAGGUCCAGCAUUGUGUGUUGUAACAGCUGUCUGUGUGAUAUUGAUGCAUGUUCAAGUUUGAGAACCACUGGUCUGGAAUAAGGUUCAAGGAGUGUAUCUGACUCUGCUUCUUUCAAGGCACUGUUCACAUUACCUUUAAAGAACCAUUUCUAGAUCAGAAUUAAUUUAUCUUUCUUCGGUUUGCCCAUGAUUUAUUAAAUCUACCUCUCUUUGUUAAUGCUUUUAACAGUUUUCCUUUUUAGAGAGAAUGGCUAUCUCUCUUAUUAGAUUAUUAGUUUUUGAAAGACUGCUCCAUGAGGUUACUCAGGUACAGUAGACUUUGUCGAGAGUUGGCAAUAAUAUUUGCUGAAUAUCUUUAAAAAAAUUUUUUUUGACAGGAUCUUGCUCUGUCACCCAGGCUGGAGUGCG